This is a messenger RNA of Nestor notabilis (Kea), 1668 nucleotides long. It is a transcript of the gene EXOC6, whose product is annotated as exocyst complex component 6. NCBI's taxonomy places the organism in Eukaryota, Metazoa, Chordata, Aves, Psittaciformes, Psittacidae. The transcript is spliced from 16 exons. The record is from RefSeq and is a predicted model, not a curated record. Gene Ontology annotation, cellular component: exocyst; membrane. Gene Ontology annotation, biological process: intracellular protein transport; Golgi to plasma membrane transport; exocytosis. The annotation marks the transcript as partial.
GUAUAUGAUGACCAACCAAAUGCACAUCAGAGAUUUAUGGAAAAACUAGAUGCCUGCAUACGUAACCAUGACAGGGAGAUAGAAAAGAUGUGCAAUUUUCACCAUCAGGGCUUUGUGGAUGCCAUUACAGAACUUCUUAAAGUUAGGGCUGAUGCAGAAAAAUUGAAGGUCCAAGUUACUGAUACCAACCGAAGGCUUCAGGAUGCUGGGAAAGAGGUGAUAGCCCAAACAGAGGAAAUCAUCCGAUGCAGAGUUCAGCAAAGGAAUAUUACAACAGUUGUGGAAAAACUACAGUUGUGUCUUCCAGUGCUGGAAAUGUACAGCAAACUAAAAGAACAGAUGAAUGUAAAAAGAUACUAUUCUGCUUUAAAAACAAUGGAACAGCUAGAAAAUCUGUAUCUUCCUAGAGUUAGCCAAUACCGGUUUUGCCAGAUAAUGAUAGAAAAUCUUCCAAAACUGCGUGAAGAAAUAAAAGAAAUAUCAAUGUCAGAUCUAAAGGAUUUCUUGGAAAGUAUUCGAAAGCAUUCUGACAGAAUUGGGGAAACUGCCAUGAAGCAGGCACAGCAGCAGAAAACCUUUAGUACCUCUCUUCAGAAGCAGAAUAAUGUAAACUAUGGUCGGAAUAUGCAUUUAGGUAGAAGCAGAAUUCUGGAAUCCAAGAAUGAAAUUACAUUGAAGAGAACGUUUGAAGAAGAUGAUGAACAUGAAGAAGAGGUGUUAACUGCCCAAGAUCUUGUAGACUUUUCUCCAGUCUAUAGAUGUUUGCACAUUUACUCUGUUUUGGGUGAUGGAGAAAUAUUUGAAAAUUACUACAGAAAACAAAGGAGGAAACAAGCAAGAUUAGUUCUGCAGCCACAGUCAAGCAUGCAUGAAACAGUAGAAGGCUAUAGAAGGUACUUCAGCCAAAUUGUAGGCUUCUUUGUAGUAGAAGACCACAUUUUACAUGUAACCCAAGGAUUGGUAACAAGAACAUAUACUGAUGAACUCUGGAACAUGGCCCUUUCCAAGAUCAUUGCUGUUCUUAGAACACAUUCAUCCUAUUGCAGUGAUCCUGACCUUGUUCUGGAACUGAAGAAUCUCAUUGUAGUAUUUGCUGACACUUUGCAGGGCUAUGGUUUUCCUGUGAACCGACUAUUUGAUCUUUUAUUUGAGAUAAGAGACCAAUACAAUGAGACACUUCUUAAAAAGUGGUCUGGAUUGUUCAGGGAUAUUUUUGAAGCAGACAACUACAGCCCUAUUCCUGUAGCAAAUGAAGAAGAAUACAAAAUAGUUAUAAGCAAAUUUCCUUUUCAAGAUCCAGAACUUGAUAAGCAAUCCUUUCCAAAGAAGCUUCCAAUGUCUCAGUCAGUGCCUCAGAUUUAUAUCCAGGUUAAGGAAUUUAUUUAUGCAAGCCUUAAAUUUUCAGAGUCACUUCACCGCAGUUCAACAGAAAUAGAUGAUAUGCUCAGAAAAUCUACAAAUUUGCUGCUUACAAGAACUCUAAGUAGUUGUUUACAGAACCUAAUUAAAAAACCUCAUAUAGGUUUAACAGAGCUUGUUCAAAUCAUCAUAAACACAACACACCUGGAACAAGCCUGUAAAUACCUUGAGGAUUUUAUAUCUAACAUUACAAAUAUUUCACAAGUGACUGUUCACACUGCAAGACUUUAUGGACUUUCUACAUUUAAG